AUGGAGAUGGUGCUGCUUGUGCUGCUGCCAGUCAAGGUGGGAGGGGUGAUAGUGCUCCUGCUGCACGUGCUGCAGUUGCGGCUGCUGCUGCUGCUGCUGCUGCUGCUUCUGCUGCUGCUGCUGCUGCUUCUGCUGCUGCUGCUGCUGCUGCUGCCGCCCAUGCUGCAACUCGUGUUGCUGUUUGCGCUGUCCGUGCUCAUGUCCCAGCAGCUGCGGCUGCGGCUGCCGCUGUGGCUGCGACUGCAGCUGCAGCUGUGGCUGUGGCUGUGGCUGCGGCUGCUGCUGCUGCUGCUGCUGGUGUUGCUGCCAAUUUUGCCCAGGCUGCGGCGGCGCCGCAACCACCACCACCUGGGGCUGCGGAACGUACUGCUGGGUUGUAUCCAGCACCCGCACCAGCACCCGCUGCUGCUGCUGCUGCUGCUGCUUCUGCUGCUGCUGCUGCUGCUGCUGCUGCUGCUGCUGCUGCUGCUGCUGCUGGUGGUGAUGAUGAUGGUGGUGGUGCUGGUGCUGGUGCUGGUGCUGCUGGUGGUGCUGGUGCUGGUGCUUGUGCUGCUCCUGACGGUGAUUUGCUCAGCGGACUGA
Messenger RNA from Monoraphidium neglectum, 582 nucleotides. RefSeq lists its product as hypothetical. The transcript is spliced from 3 exons. NCBI's taxonomy places the organism in Eukaryota, Viridiplantae, Chlorophyta, Chlorophyceae, Sphaeropleales, Selenastraceae. Bases 1 to 582 code for a protein of 193 amino acids. The record is from RefSeq and is a predicted model, not a curated record.